Molecule: messenger RNA, 2553 nt
Organism: Tauraco erythrolophus (red-crested turaco)
Lineage: Eukaryota; Metazoa; Chordata; Aves; Musophagiformes; Musophagidae
Source: RefSeq, a predicted model, not a curated record
AUGGAGUUGGGGGAUUAUGAACAGCCAGUUGUUAUGAGAGAGGAAAACAAACGAAGGAGAAGAAGAAUGAAACCUCACUGUACAUCAAGUACUUUGUCGUCAAUGGAACUGAUAUCCAUUGAAUUCAUUUUACCUACAAGCAAUAAACAUACUAAAGUACCAGAAAUGAUGUUACUCGAAAUAGCUGGCAACUGUACGGUUGAGCAAAUGAAAGCACAGAUUUGGAUGCGUGCAAUAGAGAUGAGUCAAACCACAGACUUCUACCACACAUUCACCCCGGAUCAAUUUAUUCUGCAGUAUCAGAAGAAGGGGCAAUGGUAUGAAAUUUAUGAUAAACAUCAAGUAUUACAGACGUUGGACUGCAUACUGUACUGGAAAGUGUUACAGAAAAAGGUAGGCAAGAUCUAUGUUGUCCAGAAACAAAAGCCAUCAGAAGAAGUUCAGGAAUUUCAGCGGCAGCUUAACAAUUUAAUUGGCUAUGAUGUCACUGAUGUAAGCAACGUGCAUGAUGAUGAGCUAGAAUUUACCCGUCGCAGAUUAGUUACUCCACGAAUGAUAGAAGUAGCCUGUAGAGAUCCUAAAUUGUAUGCAAUGCACCCAUGGACUACAUCUAAGCCACUUCCGGAAUAUUUAUUUAAAAAGAUCACUAAUAAUAACAUUUUCAUAAUCAUACAUAGAGGAACAACUAGCCAGAAAAUUAAAGUGUCAAUAGAUGACACUCCAGAUGUGAUUCUCCACAGCUUUUUCACAAAAAUGGCAAAGAAAAAGUCUUUGAUGGACAUUCCUGAAGAUCAUAGUGAACUGGAUUUUGUUCUCAGGAUUUGUGGCAGAGAUGAGUACAUUACUGGAGAGACACCAAUCAAAGAUUUUCACUGGAUAAGACAGUGCCUUAAGAAUGGGGAAGAAAUCCACCUUGUCUUAGACAAUCCCCCUGACCCAAAUGAGGAUGAGGUUCAGAAGGAAGAGUGGCCCUUGGUGGAUGACUGUACAGGAGUUACAGGGUAUCAUGAACAGUUGACAAUAGAUGGAAAAGAUCAUGAGAGAGUCUUCACUAUCUCUUUGUGGGAUUGUAAUAGGAAAUUUAGAGUGAAAAUAAUUGGCAUCGAUAUCCCAAUUUUACCAAGAAAUACUGAUCUCACUGUGUUUGUGGAGGCUAACAUUCAACACGGGCAACAGCUCCUGUCCCAGAGGAGGACUUCAUCGAAGCCUUUUACUGAGGAGGUUCUGUGGAAUAUUUGGUUGGAGUUUGAUAUCAAAAUCAAGGAUUUACCUAAAGGAGCACUCCUGAAUCUUCAGAUAUACUGUGGGAAAGCACAGGGACUGUCCACAAAGACGAACCUUCAGUCACAUGAAUCGCCCAACUCUGAUUCAAAAUGCAAAACUCAGCUUCUCUAUUACGUAAAUCUUCUGUUGAUAGAUCACCGUUUCCUGCUACGAAGUGGGGAGUAUGUGCUCCACAUGUGGAAAAUUCCAGGCAAGGGGGAAGAACAAGGAAGUAUCAAUGCAGACAAACUCACGUCAGCAACUAACCCGGAUAAAGAAAACUCAAUGGCCAUCUCUAUUGUGCUGGACAAAUAUUGUCACCCAAUUGCCUUGCCCAAGCACAGGAUAACAUCAGAUCCCCAAGGGGACAGGACACGAGCUGAAAUGCCCAACCAGCUUCGCAAGCAACUUGAAGAGAUCAUAGCAACUGACCCACUUAAUCCACUUUCUCCUGAAGACAAAGAACUGUUGUGGCACUUUAGAUAUGAAAGCAUAAAGCACCCCAAGGCGUAUCCUAAGCUGCUUAGCUCUGUGAAAUGGGGACAACAAGAAAUAGUGGCCAAAACAUACCAGUUGCUAGCUAAAAAGGAGGUUUGGGAUCAAAGCACUUUAGAUGUUGGACUCACAAUGCAACUUCUGGACUGUAACUUUUCGGAUGAAAAUGUCCGAGCAAUGGCAGUUCAAAAACUGGAAAGUUUAGAAGAUGAUGAUGUUCUUCAUUAUCUUUUACAGCUUGUGCAGGCUGUGAAAUUUGAGCCGUAUCAUGACAGUGCAUUAGCCAGAUUUCUGCUAAAACGGGGUUUGAGAAACAAAAGAAUCGGUCACUUCUUGUUUUGGUUCUUAAGAAGUGAGAUUGCCCAGUCCAUGCAUUACCAGCAGAGGUUUGCGGUCAUCCUAGAAGCCUAUCUUAGGGGCUGUGGAAAAGCAAUGCUACACGAUUUCAUGAAGCAGGUUCAAGUAAUUGAAUUGCUGCAUAAAGUCACAAUGGAGAUAAAAUCAGUUUCUGCAGAAAAGUAUGAUGUCACUUCUCAAGUUAUUGCACAGCUGAGACAAAAGCUUGAAAAACUGCAGAGCAGCAAACUUCCAGAAAGUUUCAGAGUUCCGUAUGAUCCUGGGCUAAGAGCAGGAGCCCUAGUGAUAGAAAAAUGUAAAGUAAUGGCAUCUAAGAAGAAACCCCUCUGGCUUGAGUUUAAAUGUGCAGAUCCAACAGCUUUAUCAAAUGAAACCAUAGGCAUAAUCUUCAAACAUGGAGAUGACCUCCGUCAGGACAUGCUUAUUUUACAGGUAUGA